AACGAAGCCAUCUAUGACAUCUGCAACCGCAACCUGGACAUUGAGCGUCCCACCUACACCAACCUCAACAGGUUGAUUGGGCAGAUAGUCUCGUCGGUCACUGCCUCCUUGAGAUUUAAUGGUGCUUUGAAUGUUGACCUAAUUGAAUUCCAGACCAACCUGGUGCCCUACCCACGGAUACACUUCCCGCUCACAACCUACGCACCCAUCAUCUCGGCAGAGAAAGCCUACCACGAGCAGCUGUCUGUGCCGGAGAUCACCAACGCUUGCUUUGAGUUCUCCAACCAGAUGGUGAAAUGUGACCCACGCCGUGGCAAGUACAUGGCAUGCUGCCUGCUGUACCGGGGUGACGUGGUGCCCAAGGAUGUGAACGCGGCCAUUGCGGCCAUUAAAACGCGCCGGUCGAUCCAGUUUGUGGACUGGUGCCCC
This is a messenger RNA of Cariama cristata (Red-legged seriema), 429 nucleotides long. RefSeq names its product tubulin alpha-3 chain. Gene Ontology annotation, biological process: microtubule cytoskeleton organization; mitotic cell cycle. Gene Ontology annotation, molecular function: structural constituent of cytoskeleton; GTP binding. Lineage: Eukaryota; Metazoa; Chordata; Aves; Cariamiformes; Cariamidae. The record is from RefSeq and is a predicted model, not a curated record. The transcript has a single exon. Gene Ontology annotation, cellular component: microtubule; cytoplasm. The annotation marks the transcript as partial.